AUGCAUCACCUCCAGGACAAACUUCAGCGCGUCAAUGUUCUCCACAUCCCGAUUGAGGUCUUUGUUGAGUUUGACGAGGUGAUUGUACUGCCGCAUCAUCCGCGCGCGCACGGUAUCGUUGAGCUGCGCCCCUUCCAUCGAAAUCCACUGGUAGAUGUGGUCGACCAACUCCGAGAAAAACGGCGUUUCAUCGCAGCGCAUGAACCCGAAAUCGUGGAUGUGGUUCUCACUAUCAAAGUCGUUGAUCAUGUUAAAGUACAGCUGAAAUUUGGCGUCGUAGUCGAUCCAAUGAUACUGACUCUUGGCUUGUUGCUCGACGGAGAUCUUUUUAUCGGCGAGGUAGACGAAUCGAUAGCGCUGAAGCAUCUUAAUAUUCGUGGCGAGCGCGGCCAGAUGGGUUUGAAUGGUUCGGUUGAUCAGCGCCUGGAGUUUGUACACCAACGGCAGAUUAUAGGUAUCCUGAUGAAAGGUAAAAAGAGUCGAGUAAUCCUCAUCCACCGGACGGGGAACGAUCUCCCCUUGCGUGAACUCCAAACACGUCCCGCGCAUCCAGCGCUGGAAGAGUUUGGUGGAGUCGACAAUCCCGGACUGAAUCUUGUGAAAGGCAGAGGUGAUCUCCUGAUGCGGCGGCGAGUAGUUCGGCUCCGUGGUGAGAAAGAUCGUCACCUUAAAGAGCGGCGGCCGCUUAGAAUGGCGCGAGGAGGUAUACCCCACCAGCUUCGCGAAGGCUUCCAGCGAUUUGCAAACCAUCGUCCGCAGGGCCCGCCAAAUCCGAUGCUCCCAAUGGCUGUAGUAGCUCUCCAGGGUUGGGCAUUUCCCGGUGUGGGUGCCGACGAGCUGACUUUCCACCUUCGUCAGGAGCGGCUUCGCGAUGCGGUAAGCGCGAACGCAGCGCUCCAACUGCCCGACGCGGCGUUGCUCGACCAAAUCCAGCAAGGCCUGCAGCUCCGGGAGCUCCCCGCCGUCCUGGAGGAUCUCCUCGUACUCCGGCAUGAGCUUCGUCGAGGCGAUUUUGUUCACCACCUGGAUUUGAAUGCUCUGCGCGCUCUUCCGGACCUCACGGCUAAGAUUUCGGAAUUUGGUGAUCGCCCGGCUGCAGCUGGCGACAAAGUCUGGAAUGCUCAGGCUCGUCCAGUUGAUAUCAUGAAAGCCAGGCUCCAGCUCGGCCUUGAGUUCGGCGAUGUUUUUCGCCAAAAUUGCGCAUUCCGGCCCCUCAAUAAUCCCUAA
Messenger RNA from Phytomonas sp. EM1, 1227 nucleotides. The record is from the annotation of a GenBank genome assembly. Lineage: Eukaryota; Euglenozoa; Kinetoplastea; Trypanosomatida; Trypanosomatidae.